GCAGAGGCGGCAGCAGUAGCAGCAGCAACCGCGGCGGCGGUGACUGCGGGUACUCCUCGCAGGCCUCGGGUGCUGCUGCUGCUGGCGGUGGAAGCUUGUGGUGUAUCGGAGGCUCCUUGGGAGAGGCAGCAGCUGCCGUAGCCACACGGAGGGGUGGGGGGAGGGGGGAGAGGGAAGAAGCCGCUGGAGCCGCCAGAGCCGCCAGCCGUUCGCACGCAUUUGGAGAUUUGAUGACAUGCUACAAAGAACACUUUGAGCCUACAUUUUUCUGAAGAAUUCAUUUAAAAGGUCUCAGAAGAACAAGAGGUAGAUGUACAAAUGUCUACCACAAGACGAAAGCGCAGCAUGUUAUGUACUUUACCAUAAGCUGUCAUAAAAUGAGCUCAAUUGCAGACAGAGAUGACGGUAGUAUUUUUGAUGGGCUGGUGGAAGAAGAUGACAAGGAUAAAGCAAAAAGAGUCUCCAGAAACAAAUCUGAGAAGAAGCGCAGAGAUCAGUUUAAUGUUCUUAUCAAAGAAUUGGGAUCUAUGCUUCCUGGUAAUGCUAGGAAGAUGGACAAAUCCACUGUACUACAGAAAAGCAUUGAUUUUUUACGGAAGCACAAAGAAAUCACUGCACAGUCAGAUGCCAGUGAAAUUCGACAGGACUGGAAACCUACAUUCCUUAGUAAUGAAGAGUUUACACAAUUAAUGUUAGAGGCUCUUGAUGGUUUUUUUUUAGCAAUCAUGACAGAUGGAAGCAUAAUAUAUGUAUCUGAAAGUGUAACUCCAUUACUUGAACAUUUACCAUCUGAUCUUGUGGAUCAAAGUAUAUUUAAUUUUAUCCCAGAAGGGGAACAUUCAGAGGUUUAUAAAAUAUUGUCAACUCAUCUGCUGGAAAGUGAUUCAUUAACACCAGAGUAUCUAAAAUCAAAAAAUCAGCUUGAAUUCUGUUGCCAUAUGCUCCGAGGAACAAUAGAUCCAAAAGAACCACCUACCUAUGAAUUUGUGAAGUUUAUAGGAAAUUUCAAAUCUUUGAACAAUGUAUCCAGUUCAUCACAUAAUGGUUUUGAAGGAACCAUACAACGAUCCCAUAGGCCUUCAUAUGAAGACAGAAUUUGUUUUGUAGCUACUGUGAGGUUAGCUACACCUCAGUUCAUUAAGGAAAUGUGCACUGUUGAAGAGCCCAAUGAAGAAUUUACAUCUAGACAUAGUUUAGAAUGGAAAUUUCUCUUCCUAGAUCACAGGGCACCUCCCAUAAUAGGAUAUUUACCAUUUGAAGUUCUGGGGACAUCAGGGUAUGAUUACUAUCAUGUGGAUGACCUAGAAAAUUUGGCAAAAUGCCAUGAACAUUUAAUGCAAUAUGGGAAAGGCAAGUCCUGUUAUUAUAGGUUCCUGACAAAAGGGCAGCAGUGGAUUUGGCUUCAGACUCAUUACUAUAUUACCUAUCAUCAGUGGAAUUCAAGGCCAGAGUUUAUUGUCUGUACGCACACUGUAGUAAGUUACGCAGAAGUUAGGGCUGAAAGACGACGAGAACUUGGUAUUAAGGAGUCUCUUCCUGAGAUAGCAGCUGAUAAAAGCCAAGACUCUGGAUCUGAUAAUCGCAUUAACACUGUUAGUCUCAAAGAAGCAUUAGAAAGAUUUGAUCACAGCCCAACUCCUUCUGCUUCAUCCAGGAGUUCAAGGAAGUCAUCUCAUACUGCAGUGUCAGAUCCUUCCUCAACACCAACAAAGAUUCCAACAGAUAAUAGCACUCCUCCCAGACAGCAUUUACCUGGACAUGAAAAAAUCACUCAAAGGAGGUCAUCAUUUAGUAGUCAGUCCCUAAAUUCUCAAUCUCUUGGUCAGUCUUUAACACAGCCAAUGAUAUCUCAAGCUACAACUUUACAAAUUCAACAAGGAAUGUCACAGCCCAUGUUUCAGUUUUCAGCUCAGUUGGGAGCCAUGCAGCAUCUAAAAGAUCAACUGGAGCAACGUACCCGGAUGAUAGAGGCAAAUAUUCACCGACAACAAGAAGAACUGAGAAAAAUCCAAGAACAACUGCAAAUGGUCCAUGGUCAGGGGCUACAAAUGUUUUUACAGCAAUCAUCCCCUGGAUUGAAUUUUGGUUCUGUUCAACUUUCUUCUGGAAAUUCAUCAAAUAUGCAGCAACUUACACCUGUAAACAUGCAAAGUCAGGUGGUUCAGACUAAUCAGAUUCAAGGUGGAAUAAAUACUGGACACAUUGGUUCUUCUCAGCACAUGAUGCAACAACAACCUUUACAAAGUCCAGCAACUCAGCAAACUCAACCAAACAUUCUCAGUGGGCACAAUCAACAAACCUCUCUUUCCAAUCAGACUCAAAGCACGCUGACUGCUCCACUGUACAACACUAUGGUAAUUUCUCAACCAACAACAGGAAACGUGGUCCAGAUUCCAUCUAGCAUACCACAAAACAAUAGCCAGAGUGCUGCAGUAACCACUUUCACCCAGGACAGACAGAUAAGAUUUUCUCAAGGUCAACAACUGGUGACCAAAUUAGUCACUGCUCCGGUAGCCUGUGGAGCAGUUAUGGUACCUAGUACUAUGUUUAUGGGUCAGGUGGUAACUGCCUAUCCCACUUUUGCUGCCCAACAGCAGCAGCCACAGACAUUAUCAAUAACACAACAGCAGCAGCAGCAGCAGCAGCAGCAACAACAACAACAGAGCCAGCAGGAACAGCAGCUAACUACCAUUCAGCAGUCAUCUCAGGCUCAGCUGACUCAGCCAUCACAGCAGUUCUUACAGACUUCCAGGCUGCUUCAUGGAAAUCCUUCAACUCAGCUUAUCCUCUCUGCUGCUUUUCCACUACAACAGGGCACUUUGACUCAGGCCCAUCACCAGCAGCAUCAGUCUCAGCAACAGCAACUUACCCGGCAUAGAACUGAUGGUUUGACUGAUCCUUCCAAAGUUCAACCACAGUAGCUCAUUUGCCCCUUUUCUGACAUUGAAGGGGAGAGAGUGGCUAUUUUGUAAAGAGUUGCACUGAUGACCCAAUGAUGGUAGGAAAAAUGUAGACUAUAUAAGAUGCAGUAUUGGAAAUCUGUCGGGAGUGUUCUAUGGAAGUACACAUUAAGUACUAGCCAGCAGGAAGAUGAUCAUAGGGAUGUGGCCAAUUCUGACAGUGUUUUAGUUGCCCAGACAUUUUUUUUUUAAUAAGAAAAGAGCAUCAUGCCAAAUGUUAAUUUGCCCAAUGGAGCCCGAUCUAAAGUGAACCAGAAGGGCACUAACAAUGUUCAUUUCUAGUAAUUCUGUGCAUUUUAUCAAAUGUUACAGUGGACAUGCUGUUGCCACACUAGUGGUUUGAAUAUUGUUAUGCUAAAAAGAAAAAAUGCCAUGAAGACAGUCCAGAAGACUUUGUCCUUUGUCAGGUGAUUAUGGGACAGUAAAUAUUUUCAGAAUGUUGUGUGGAAUCAAAUUCUUUGUUGUACAGAUGCUGUAAAAUAUUGUGUAUAUGUCUGGAUAAAAAGAGAGCGCGCAAAAUAUUUUAUAUGCUGCAUGGAAGUAUACUCUCUUCUUUGUAGGUUUGAAUACAUUUCCUUAAAUUCUUGCACCACAUUCAGACUAAUACAUCCCUUUUUUUCCCUUUUGUUUACAACAUGAUACAUCGUUCUUUUCACUCUUUUCUGGGGCACAAGUCUAUUUGUAUUUUAUCUGUGAUGUCACAGUUUGUUCAUUGAGGUAUGAUGUGCUGCUGGGAGUGGAUUUUUUUUCAGGUUAAAUUAUUGAUGCAAUUGUUGGAACUGAUGGUCGUGCAACAGGGUUUUCAGGAUGUUCAGAAAUAUCCCUUGUUUCAUAAUUAUUCAAUUAUGUUUGAAAAUAGGAUUUGCACUGUUUUAUGUAUGUAGAUGGUUGGGAAUUUUACUCCCUGGAGUGAUCACAUCUUUUGAUAUAGUUCAUAGUUGGAAAUAUUUAUGUAAAAGUUUUAAAAAAUAAUUUCAAGAAUAUUUCAGCUAUAGGAGUAAUUUGCACAAAAUGUAUUUACAUUUUAGGCACUUUUUAACUUUCUCUGUGGUGGGAACUGUAACUUGUUAAAAUGUGUUGGAAAUCUUUUUAUUGUCUUUUACAACUUCAAUGUUUCUUUUAGACAGAAAUGAUUCAGGGUUGUUUGAAAAAAAAAAAAAAAGCCCCACAGUGCCUUGAUUUUGAUUCAGGUGAUAAUGCUGACCAUUGUUUGAACUAUGUUGUCUUGAUUCUGUAGCAAUAUUACAGUUUUUGAAGUCUUAGUAUAGUUUUAACAAAAUUAGAGUGUUGACUAAUAUUGUUAUUUUUCUCCCAGGGAAGACUACUUUAUUUCAACUGGAGAUCAUGCGUAAUUUGAAAAAAAGUGACACCUCUUUGUUUUUGCAGUCAUUAAUAUUAUCCAGAAAUUCAGAGCUUUCUUAAAUGUAGGCUUGGCUGUUUUCAAGCCAAAAUACUUAUUUAAGAAUUGAGUUGUAAAUUGACUUGAUAUUCAUAUAGUUUAAUAGAAAAAAUUAGGAGGCAAGAUUUGGAUUAGUUGGAUACUCAAAAAUUAAAAUAAUGUAUUCAGCAUGGUUUCUAACAUGAACUAAGAUUUAAGGCAACUUCAUGUUACAAAGAUGAUAAAAAAUUCCAACAGAAAAGAUAUACUUUAAAAAAUGCUCUACAGAAGAGAUUUUUUAUGGUACUUGUAAUUAAGUCCACAUCUACAGAGGAAAAAAAAAUAAUGCAGAGGAAAUCUUAUUAGGAUUAUUUGAAAUUGCCCCCCACCCACCAAGAACGUUUAACACAGCAGUUAUUAGUAAAUAGUUUUAUUUUUUCAUGAAAAUAACUGAACAUGGAAUGCUAGAUAACUAAGAUUCAAAUUGAACCCUAAGGCUUUUUUUUAAGAUCCACAGUAGCUAAAACAUUGUUAUUGUUCUUAAGGAUUAUACUUUUAGCUUUUCAUUGACUUGCAUCCAACCAGCAACUAGUACUUAAAAACCACAGUGGAAACAGAAAAUAGAAAUGCAAAAUAAAGAACCAAAGAAAGGUAGGACCUGCCUCUGUAAAAAGGAGCAGGACAAGAUACCAGUAUUUAACAUAUCAAGAAUCCCUUUUCAAGCUGUGUAAUCUUUCAGAAGAGAUUUGUCAUUCCCAUAAAUGAAAGAAAACACCCUGGUGUCUAUAUCUGAAUAUAUCUAUAUAUAAGCAAAACUGGUGGUUUAGAAUGUUCAAAAUGAGAUACUAUUUUUCCCUCGCUUAAGAUUGCCUUGUUAAAAUCGUUACACCAUUUCACAUACAUGUAUCUGAAAUCAGACUUUAUCUGUUAGAGGUGUGUGCUGAUAAAGAUGAGAUAAAUAUGUAGACCUAUUUAAGGUAUGCCUGGUAACUUUAAGCAAGCACCUGUCAUUAAAGGAAAAACAGGGUGACCUCUGAGCCCUGCAGACUCAGGUUGAUACAACCAAAGUGAAGCAGGAGGCUCUACUCUUAGCCAAGGAGUUAGUAAAUCAGUAAAUCGAAGUACUGUAUUUACUCAUGUUCUCUCUGUUACCCUGCCUUAAAUAGUUCCCACCCAAUAUAUAUUUUGAAUAGAAAAAUCAAGAGAAAUUGUUUCAAUGUGUAAUUCUCACUUCCCUCCUCCAAACUCUCUUGCUUUGAAAUGGCAGCCACUGAAAUGAAAUACCUGGCUACUUUCCAUUGACCAGGGUGGUGUAGGAAAGCUAGUCUCCAUCCAGCUGCCACUUAUUCUCCAUCCCCUUAUUUAUAUCUCUCACUCUCUCUCUCACCUAUCUCCCUUGGUCGAGGGCUGGUGGGGAACUUGCAGCCUGGAGGCCACAUGUGGCCUCCAAACUGCAGGUUUCCCACCCCUGGUAGGUAUGAGUUUAUAAAGUACUUUGAACUUCAUGGAGGGUGAAGGGUCAGGUGAAGCUAUGGUAGCAGCUACCUAGUUCUUAAACUCAAUCUGUCCCUUAAAAGGAAAGAUCACAAAUUAAAGUGCUACCUUUUAGAAUUUAGAAAAUCCACCAAAUUCUCCCUCUCAAACAUAUCUGAAAGAAGCUUUUGACACUAAGCAGCAGUUUUAAAGAACAAAAGAGUAUGAAAAGAAAAUGUUAGGAGCUCUAGCUUUUUUGUGUGUUAGCACGCCAGGAGAGAAUUUCAGAGUAAUCAACAUUGCGGAAAGUGGUGACGCAUUGGAACCCAGGGGCUCAUUCUCCUGUUUUUGAGCCAAAAAUCUGAAAGGAAAAAUGAGAUUAUGUAGUCAUCAGCAUGAUGAUUCAGGAUUGAUUCUCUGUACCACCUUAUCUGAUGAAGAUUAUCCUUUGUCUUUGUAAACCUGAUAUUUACAAGAAUAUACUGGUAAUAAUAGGAAACCAAGGCAAUCUACUGGUUUUAGAUAAAGAAACUUGGAGCAGAAUGUAUUAAAAAUGAUAUUUGGAUCUUUUGUAUGAUAUUGUAGGCAUUGCCUUAAAAGAAAUCUGUUGUCCUAUGGGCUAUUGAAUUAGCUAUAUAUAAGGGCUCUGUGAUUCAGAGAGGUCUUAAACAAAAAGCUUUAGGGAAGAGCACUUAAAAUGGAAUUGUUUCCCCUGCUAAUUACUUAUGGAGGAAGAUUCCAUGUAACUGGAAAAUUUUUCAAGACAUUUAGAACACUUCUGCCAUAUCUAGGUAAACUUUUUUUUUUUUAAAGAAUAGAAAGCAUAUAAUAUUCUACCUGAAACCCAUUUUCUAUCUACUUUUUUUUUUUUGUCCUACACUUUCAUUAGUGACUUUGAAUGUAUGGGUAAGCACAUUUUGCUUGUGUCAAACUCAUUCAAGUAUAUAGCCUCUCCAAUGUCUGUGACCCUGCUUAUCAGUCCCAUGGGAGUAAUAAUGUUGGAAGGUACAAACACUGGAUAUUAACAUUGCUGAAGUGAGUCUGACAAGGAAGCUAGAGCACUAGAAUAAGAAUUGUGGAAAAUAAAUUGCACAAAGGCACUUAUCCAUUUUAAGGAAGAUUAGAUGAAGAUGUGCAUUUUUUGGUUUGUUUGAAUUGGGUAAGAACUUUAUGAACUGAGCUCCUAAAGUCAUUGCAAAAGAAAAGAAAUAUAAAUAUUUUUAUAGUAUAUUUAAUAUAUAUAUUUGUAUAUAACUGUAAAAGUAUAGUAGGAGCCCUUCACAUGCCUUCCAUUUUAAUCUAGUUUACUUUUGCCACAGCGCUUAGUGUUUUCCAUCUGUCUAGGUAAUGUGCCUACUGUCAGCUUACCAAAAGAUAGUACUGCUGCUUUCUGGGACAGGUGAGAACCAAUUUCUCAUGCCUGGGGAUCCUUUUACAUGGGGAAUAAUGACAAACCCUUUAAAAACUCAAGUUUAGUACCGUCUAAAAACAUCAUCUGGAUAUCUCAUGAGCACUUUAUUGUAAUUACUCAUUUUGACAAACAGUUUAUCAUUACAGAUGUUAUUCCCAAAGGGCCCCCGUAUCACCAUUUGAAUAAUAAAGUGAUGCGUUUCAGGUCUAAGCAUUUAGACCCAGUGAACCUUAGGUUUAUGGGAGUGAUUUGAAAGUGUCAAAAACCACUUGGCUCUGUUUUUGUUUUUCAAAUGUUGAAGGAAUUGUUUGUAGGUGAAUAGUUACAUUUAGAGGUUUUCUUAAACCUGUCUUGCCUUUUGUGUGGCCACCAAAAAUAAAUAAAUAAAUAAAUAAAUAAAUGAGACCAAUGAGCCUGUUUAGUUUUCAGAGGUCUAGAAAAAUUUUCUUCUGAGUAGGGGUGUAGACCUAAUGUUCAAUAAAUUAGUAGUAGCAAAUCUUUGAAUGUCAGUUUUAAGAAGCAAACCGAAUUGUUCUGAAUGUUUUAAAUGUUGUGUCCUACAGUGUUGGCAGGCCAUUUUAGUGUCUCAUUUAAAUUGUUCUUAAAAGAGUUCUGUAUUAGAAAACCUGGGGAAAUGGCUACUUUGGACAAGAUUGAGAAAAAUCUGUCAUUCAAUCUUAGGUUGUCUCCUUUGGAAAAACUGGAGAUAACUGAAAUGUAUUGAGAUGGUUAUUAAUGCAGGAUGUUAGAAACUGAAUGUUGACUAAUUCAGAAGAAAUGAAUCAAACGGUAUUAAAAAAAUUUAAAACAGCUUGUGCACAAGAAUUUUGGAAGUUUCUUCAUGUCCUAACUUAACACUACAUUCCUUAUUUUUCUUAAAUAAAAUAGUAAUUUAAAGGUUCUGUGAUGUUUCAGUGCUUUAUGCUUUGUUAAUUGCCUGGGUUUCCUCAGCCUGAUUCUCCUUAAUGAAAUAAUAAAUUACUUGUAAAGAAGAUAUUACAAAACAAACCCUUACCCACCAGCAAACACUGAGAGGUGCUGCACUGAGACAAUCAAAAUAGUAUUUAUAAAUAAUUUGGAAAAUGGUUUUAAAGGAAUAAUUGCUUUGAAAGUACUUACGUGACUUACUAAAAGACUAAAAGUAUUUAUUUUAAAAUAAAUCUGAGUGCUAGAAACUGAAUGUUAAGGUGAUUUCUGCAUCAUUUUUUGUUUGCUUUUUGAUUGGCAUAAAGAAACCCUUUCAUUUUGGGCCCCUGCUAUUUAUCGCUUUCACGGGCAUCUGUGGCUGUCCUUGUAUAGGUCAUUGUGUAGGUCAGCCGUGAACAAACUAUAACCCUUCACCUAAAAUAUAGCAAAACUAUCUCAUUGCCCUACUGCUCUUAACUGGUUUUAAAAAAUCAGAAUAAAGGUAACUCCUUCAAAAGUC
Vombatus ursinus (common wombat) is the source of this 8648-nucleotide messenger RNA. It is a transcript of the gene CLOCK, whose product is annotated as clock circadian regulator. Gene Ontology annotation, cellular component: CLOCK-BMAL transcription complex; cytoplasm; nucleus. NCBI's taxonomy places the organism in Eukaryota, Metazoa, Chordata, Mammalia, Diprotodontia, Vombatidae. Gene Ontology annotation, biological process: regulation of transcription by RNA polymerase II; circadian regulation of gene expression. The record is from RefSeq and is a predicted model, not a curated record. The coding region runs from base 351 to 2921 and encodes 856 amino acids. Gene Ontology annotation, molecular function: protein dimerization activity; E-box binding; DNA-binding transcription factor activity, RNA polymerase II-specific. The transcript is spliced from 22 exons.